ACCUUGCCAUACCUGGACCCUCCCAUCUCCCACCUACCUACUACCAUCACCACACUCUUCAAGAGAGAGCAUUUCUUCUGUUCCUUUUGAAAUCUCGAUCGAUCCCUUUCUUUCAAUGGCUAAGGUAUUCACUCUUGCUGAGGUUUCUGAGCACAACAACAGCAAGGAUUGCUGGCUUGUCAUUGGUGGAAAGGUUUAUGACGUGACCAAGUUCUUGGAAGAUCACCCUGGUGGGGAUGAAGUUAUAAUAUCUUCGACAGGAAAGGAUGCAACGGAUGAUUUUGAGGAUGUCGGGCACAGCGCCAGCGCGAAGACGAUGAUGGAAGACUUUCUCGUUGGUGAGAUUGACGCAUCCACCAUCCCCUCCAAGAAGACUUACACCCCUCCCAAGCAGCCUCAUUACAACCAGGACAAGACAUCAGAGUUCAUCGUCAAACUCCUCCAAUUCUUAGUCCCUUUGGUCAUCUUGGGCUUGGCCGUUGCCCUCCGUUUCUACAUCAAAUCAGAGACCUAGGUUUCUUGUUAGAUUCCUAUCUCUAAUAAGUUUGUGUAGCCUCUGAGACAGAAAGGGUGUCUGGUAUUGAGGGAGUGCUUGUAUUCUGUCAAACUCGAUUCUUUCUUGUUUGCUUCAAUCACUGUCUUAAAUCUUUA
This is a messenger RNA of Salvia hispanica, 651 nucleotides long. RefSeq names its product cytochrome b5-like. Gene Ontology annotation, molecular function: heme binding. The record is from RefSeq and is a predicted model, not a curated record. Lineage: Eukaryota; Viridiplantae; Streptophyta; Magnoliopsida; Lamiales; Lamiaceae. Gene Ontology annotation, cellular component: membrane; intracellular membrane-bounded organelle.